GUGCGGGGAGAAGACGGCAACCAAGCGACAGGGCAGUCGACUGCGAAUGGCGGGGUCUGCAUGGGAAAGAGAAAGGGGACAGUUCGGUUCUGGGAUUGAUUAUUGUGGAUUGCUGACUGUGGAGGAGCAGCCAGGGUGAUAGAGCCAGGUCCCAUGCGGCAAUUGGCCAGGAGCUGACAUAACCAGGUGAGGAGAGCGGUGCAGGAGAGAGUGGUGGUGAAGGCAGAGGUGGUAAGAGAGUGAAAAGAUGGUUGUGGUGGUGUUGAAGGGAUAUCGGGUCGAAUUUGAACUCGGUCACACUUUUCCCGAAUCCGUCCACCGUCCACCGUCCACCGUCCACCGUCCACCGCAGUCACGCGUCAAGGACGGGCGCACGUUGGCACUCUUUCUUUCCUUUCUUUUUCAUGGAGAUUCGAUGGCGAUUACUCUUGUCCUGGUCUGCUAUUUCUGUGUGUAUUCCAUUUCUAGUGUGCGAAUGGAGUCGACGGCGCCGGCAAGCGUUGGAAGAGUCGAAGAAGCAGUUGGCUGUGACCACCAAGGAUGUAUGUACUCACAAUACCCAAGGUCCCCCAGUGCCCAUGCCAGGUAUUAUCGCGCCAAUGAUAAGGUUAAACUAUCUACAAACCUUCAGAGAGAGUUUGGGAACGGGGACUCUGUGGGGAAGCCCUUCUAGAAGCGCUUUAGAAGCCCGUCCCCUGAGACCCUGACUCGUUCUGUUCUUUUUUCUUCACAUUUUUAUUUAUACCUUUGUUUUCCCUAAAUACUCCCCCUUUUUUCCCUUUCCUUUUCUUCCUCCCUCCUCUC
Messenger RNA from Amorphotheca resinae ATCC 22711, 804 nucleotides. RefSeq lists its product as hypothetical. The transcript is spliced from 2 exons. The record is from RefSeq and is a predicted model, not a curated record. Lineage: Eukaryota; Fungi; Ascomycota; Leotiomycetes; Helotiales; Amorphothecaceae. The coding region runs from base 248 to 673 and encodes 141 amino acids.